Cyanistes caeruleus (blue tit) is the source of this 12328-nucleotide messenger RNA. RefSeq names its product myosin VIIB (gene MYO7B). Gene Ontology annotation, cellular component: cytoskeleton; myosin complex. Gene Ontology annotation, molecular function: protein binding; ATP binding; cytoskeletal motor activity. The record is from RefSeq and is a predicted model, not a curated record. Lineage: Eukaryota; Metazoa; Chordata; Aves; Passeriformes; Paridae.
ACUUAAUAAAUUUUUGAGCUUUAUUACUUAAGAUGUGACAUCACAGUCUUCCCCAUCAGCAAUUCGAUUAAAGGAAAGUUUACAACAAUUAACCAGCAUAGACCAUGCAACAGGUUACCUCUAAUUACCACUACAAAUAUUCCUGUGCCCUGCACAGUCCCUCAACAAACUCUGUGCAGCACAUCACAUUGUUCAUUCCUGGCAAGUUCUUCUCCUGGCAUUCCCCAAAGCCCAAAUCUGAGCUGUCUCUGUGCACACACAGGGCCUUCUCUAGAGGCACCUUUAGCCUGCUCAUCUCUCAUUAGCUGUAUAUGCUGCACAGAGCAUCUUGGCUGCUUCCCCUUGGUAUAUCAAGUCCCUGCUCCCUCAGCUUUUGUUUUCUACCUCUGGAGUAUGUCAGCUGUGGAAAUCAAUCUCCCUUCUAGUAUAUAUUUCAGCUGUACAAUGAGUUGUACUUUUCUUUCAGAUGGCCUCAAUUUCCCUAUGAUUCCAUCUAGAGUAGUGUCUAUAGGACAUAAAUCCUGUGCUUCUCUCUGAAGUAGCACAGGCACUGUGUCUUGGGCACGAGUGUUAACAACGUAGUUAAUUUUAGUAUAAGAUUCUCUGCCCCCCAAACAGGCACCAUUUGGAAUUUCAGCAGGUAUGUUUUGUUUGCUGAAGGAAUAUGCAUGGCAUUUUUUUGUCCAAUUAUACAAAAACUUUGGGUUUAGAUAUCUGCCUUAGUAGUAUAAAGGUAUGUACUUUGAUUUCUUUGCCCCAUUUGAUCUUUACCCAAUAAAAUCAGUACUUGGAAUUUUGUUAAUCAUAUACUGCAUAUAGACAUCUAAAAGCAGUAUCAAAAGUAAGUCUGCUAAAGAUCUACUUUGAGGCAAAAUCUUUGAGUAGGAAUGAUUUGCACAGUUAGAAACUUGAAGAAAGCUCUCUGUGGCUUUCUGCUUCUCUCCAAAAGUCUCUGAAGCCCAAAGGGCCUACAUUUUAUUUCUGCACCUGUAUAUGCUGCUGUAAGACUUAAAACUCAGAUAAGGAGGCUGACAUUAAAACACAAAUAUGUGGUGUUGAUAAACAUGCUACUCCCAACUAUUUAUUGCCAUGCUUGAAUACUAGCAGGGGGCCCAUUAUACUAUGCAGCCACACUGAACCUAGGAAACAAGAAAAUAAGAAUUAGGGUAUUAGGUAUACUGGCACAUGCUCACAAUUAUUGCACAUCUACAUUUGCAUGUUUAAUAGUGGACACAGACUAGUGCACAGUGUUACACACAGGGCUCUGGAGGAAGGUGACAGCUGGGUUAUGGUACAUGGAAAAAAAUCUCAUCUUCACUGCUUGGGCUCAUCAUAAGGGUUGGAAUGUGCUUGACUCCUGAGUUCUUGCUUUGGCUGGAGAAACCCCAUAUCUGCCUCUCUACAGAUGUACUACACUUCUGUUUCUUUCCCAUACUGGAAUUUAGCCCAAUUUGUAAUAAGGACACAGAGAUGGCAUAUGGAGCCAACAGAAAGAGGAAAGCUCUUGGUAAUUCUGUCCUGUUUUGGGAACAGAGAAGUGGACACAUAGGGAGUUAACACGCACCUAGAUUCUGGAACACAGGGACAGAGUUUGUUGAGAGAUAAAUUAAUGAUAGUGAAACCAGGACAUUUUGUCCCAUUAUAUGGGUGUGUGAAUGAGUUCCAGUUAAAUGUGAUGAGUUAAUUUUGGUCUAAGCUCUAGGUACUGUGAAAUACAGACCAGACAGGACACAGACUGACAGACAUUUUCUAGCAGAAAAGAGCUAUAGAAAACCAAGGGGAGGUUUUGAUGAAGAGAUGAGGGUCCGAUUUUCUUCAUACCUAACAGAGUGAGAGACAGUCCUAGGGAAGUCAGUCAUUUUGGAGCAGGAUAAGACCAGAUGCUAAAGGGUUUUCUUCUGGAAGUGCUUCAGAAAUCUGAUACAGGCCCAUUGGAGAGACUGAAGCUUAAGAUUCACUCAGGCAAGAAUUAGCCUUCAUGCUCACUGGAACACCUGACCUGGAAGUGACAUAUACACUGAACUGGGAGCAAAGUCCUAUAAUAAAUAACUGUGCUUCAGUCAUUUCCUCCUUUGUGCAGUGGAGAGCUGGCACUUAAUGGCACCAGGGCCAAUUUCACCUUCCUUUCCUUUCUUACUCCAAUGCUUAUGAAAAAGAGGGACCUGAGCUGCAAAAGCCACACAGUGAAGAUUUCUUCUGGAGAGGUUGCAUACAGUGAUCUGAAACAUAAUGGUGGUUUUCAGAAAGGGUGAUCAUGUGUGGCUGGACACUCAACCAAACAGUGAAUUUAAUGUCCCUAUUGGGGCAAUUGUGAAGGAAUCUGACUCAGGACGGAUCUUGCUCGAGGAUGAUGAAGGCAAGGAGCACUGGAUCACGGCUCGGAACAUGCACAUGGUGCGCCUGAUGCACCCUUCCUCUGUCCAGGGGGUAGAGGACAUGAUCCGCCUCGGGGAUCUCCACGAAGCUGGCAUGGUGCACAACCUCCUCAUCCGACACCAGGAGCACAAAAUCUAUACUUAUACAGGAUCAAUCCUUGUAGCAGUGAAUCCAUACCAGCUGCUGCCCCUCUACACAGUGGAUCAGAUCAGACUGUACUGUAACAAGAGGAUUGGAGAGCUUCCACCUCAUGUCUUUGCCAUUGCAGACAACUGUUACUUCAAUAUGAAGAGGAAUAAGAGAGACCAGUGCUGUGUGAUCAGUGGAGAAUCUGGUGCUGGUAAAACUGAAAGUACAAAGCUAAUACUACAGUUUUUGGCAGCUGUCAGUGGCCAACAUUCUUGGAUAGAGCAGCAAAUCCUAGAGGCCAACCCUAUUCUGGAAGCUUUUGGAAAUGCCAAGACAAUUCGAAAUGACAAUUCAAGCCGCUUUGGGAAAUACAUUGAUAUUCACUUCAACCAAAAUGGUGUGAUAGAAGGAGCCCGGAUAGAACAGUUUCUCCUGGAGAAGUCCCGGGUUUGCCGGCAGGCUCCAGAGGAGAGGAACUAUCACAUCUUCUACUGCAUGCUAAUGGGGAUGAAUACAGAGCAGAAAAAGAUGCUGAAUCUGGGCACUGCUUCAGAGUACACUUAUCUCACUAUGGGUAACUGCACGUCCUGCGACAGCCGGAAUGACGCCAAGGAUUACGCCCACAUCCGCUCGGCUAUGAAGAUCCUCAUGUUCUCAGACUCUGAGCACUGGGACAUCAGCAAACUGCUAGCUGCAAUCCUGCACCUAGGGAAUGUAGAGUUCCAAGCGGCUGUGUAUGACAACCUGGACUGCUCUGAUGUGAUAGACUCACCACACUUCUCCAUCGCCACCAAAUUGCUCGAGGUGGACUCUACUGAACUGCAGAACAGCCUCACAAACCUCUCCAUCAUUGUCCGAGGAGAAAGUGUGUCCAGGCCUCUGAAUGUGGUUCAAGCUGCCAAUGGGAGGGAUGCCUUUGUGAAGGGUAUAUAUGGGCGGAUUUUCUUGUGGAUCGUGAACAAAAUCAACUCAGCCAUUUUCAACCCAGCUUCUGAGAAGCCUAAAGACAGACAUCAAUCCAUUGGACUGCUGGACAUUUUUGGGUUUGAAAACUUCAGCAACAACAGCUUUGAGCAGCUGUGCAUUAACAUUGCAAAUGAGCACCUUCAGCAGUUCUUCGUGCACCAUGUCUUCAAGCUGGAGCAAGAAGAAUACCUUGCAGAGCACAUUGCCUGGAACAACAUUGACUUCAAUGAUAACCACCAGGCUCUGGAAGUCAUUGCACUCAAGCCCAUGAAUAUCAUCUCCCUCAUUGACGAAGAGAGCAGGUUCCCAAAGGGCACAGAUGCCACCAUGCUUAUCAAAAUCAAUUCCCUCCAUGGUAAAAGUAAAGUCUACAUCCCACCUAAGAAUGUUCAUGAUACCAAGUUUGGCAUCAACCACUUUGCUGGGGUUGUCUUUUAUGAAUCAAAAGAUUUCCUGGAGAAAAAUCGUGAUACACUGAGUGCUAAUGUAAUGCAAGUGGUCCAUUCCUCCAAAAACAAAUUCCUGAGAGAGAUUUUCCAGGUGGAAACAACCCCACCUAGUCUGGGACGUGGGACCAUUCGGCAUCUUGGAUCUGACCAGGUCUACAAGGGCUUGGAUACCACCAAGAGGCUCUCAACACUGGGAGGACAGUUCAAGCAAUCCCUGGAAAAACUAAUGAAAAUCCUUGAGCAGUGCCAGCCAUACUUUGUCCGCUGCAUCAAGCCAAAUGACUACAAGAAACCACUGUUGUUUGAUCGGGAGCUAUGUAUCAAACAGCUGCGAUAUUCGGGGAUGAUGGAGACCAUUCAGAUCAGGAAAGCCGGGUACCCAAUUCGCUACAGCUUUGAGGAGUUCUUAGAGAGAUACAGAUUUCUUCUGCCAUGGUCUCUUCGACAACAGCUGAAGAAUGAUACCCGACAGAGCUGCAUCAGCAUCUCCGAAGCAGUGCUGGGCAAGGAUGAAAGCUGGCAAGUUGGAAGGACUAAGAUUUUCCUUAAAGAUCAUCAUGACACUGUAUUGGAGGUGCAACGCCAAAAUGUACUCACAGAUAAGGUUCUUCUUAUCCAGAAGGUGAUGAGAGGAUUGAAGGACAGGAAGCAGUUCCUGAAACAGAGGAACUCUGCUGUAGCCAUUCAGUCAGCCUGGAGAGGCUAUUGCUGCCGGAAGGAAUUCAGAAUGGUGAUGCUGGGCUUCGGGCGCCUGCAGGCCCUGUACCGCAGCCGGCAGCUGGCUCAGCGCUACGAGGCCACCCGGGCUCGGAUCAUCAGGUUCCAGGCCAUGUGCCGAGGUUACCUGGUGCGCCAGAAGGUGGCAGAGCAGAAGAAAGCCGCGUGUGUCAUACAGGCAUAUGCCAGGGGCAUGUUCGCUCGCCAAACCUACCGGAGGAUAAAGGGGGAGAAUAAGCUGGAAGCCAGGAAUAUCCACUUGAAAGAAGAGAAACAUCUCAUCCAAGUCCUGGAACCACUGAAAGCAGGGGAAGAAGCUAUAAAAUUACAAAAGGAACUGUCAACUCAGGAGAGAGAGGAGGCAGAAGCAAGACAAAGGAGGAACGUGCUUGCCAAUAAACCAACAAACCUUGAUGUUAUCAGUGACCAAGAAAUGGUGGACAAAAUUUUUGGGUUUUUACCUUCUGUGAUUGGAGGCCAAGAAGGACAGGCUCCUCUGGGUUUUGAGGACUUGGAAACAAAGCCUAACAAGCUGGAGGAAGUGGACCUGGACAUGGUUCCCAUGAGUUUGGAGCUAGAAGAGGAAGCACAUGGUUUGGAAGAGUACACCUUCCCCAAGUUUGCAGCUACUUAUUUCCAGGGGUCUUCUACACAUACACAUAUUCGGAGACAGCUGCGGCACCCACUACUCUACCAUGAUGACAAGGACAACGUCCUGGCUUCUCUAGCUGUGUGGGUGAUCAUCCUGAGGUUCAUGGGGGACCUGCCAGAGCCACCAAUGUUUGCCAAGAGUGCCACCACCAAGAGCAGCUCCGUGAUGACACAGAUAUAUGACACACUUGGCAGGAAAAACCAGGUCCAGUUGAGGACUGACAGCCCAAAUAUGAGGGAAGGCAGAAGGGAUAACAAGAUUUCUAAGGGGAUUUCAUCUCUGAAACUGAAACGGUCAUCCAAGCUGACAGGGAAGGUGGCAGAUCAGCUACGAAAUGGAGAAGAAGCUUUCCAAGAGGACGUCUCGAUCUCUCAGAGACCUAUGUCCAACCUAGAAAAAGUACACUUCAUUAUUGGCAAUGCAAUUCUGCGUCCUGCCAUCAGAGAUGAGAUUUAUUGCCAGAUUUGCAAACAACUCACUGAAAACAGCAACAGGAACAGCUAUGCUCGUGGCUGGAUCCUUCUGUCACUUUGCCUUGGCUGCUUUCCUCCUUCAGACACAUUUGUGAAGUACCUGUUGAACUUCAUCCACCAUGGGCCCACAGGCUAUGCUCCAUACUGUGCUGAGCGUCUGAGGCGCACCUACAGCAAUGGGGCCCGGACUGAACCUCCCAGCUGGCUGGAACUUCAGGCAACAAAGCAGAAGAAACCCAUUAUGUUUAAUGUCACCCUGAUGAAUGGCCAAAGCAUCACUAUCCCUGCAGAUUCUGCUUCCACUGCCAAAGAGAUCUGUCAGUUCAUAGCAGAUAAAACCAAACUUAAGGAUGUCUUUGGAUUUUCGCUCUACAUUGCUGUGUUUGAUAAGGUCUGGUCGCUGGGCGGGGGCCGAGACCACGUCCUGGAUGCCAUCUCUCAGUGUGAGCAGCUGGUGAAGGAGCGGGGCACACACGAACGCCACGCACCCUGGCGCCUCUACUUCCGCAAGGAAAUCUUCACCCCCUGGCACAACUCCCGGGAGGAUCCUGUCAGCACUGAUCUCAUUUACCACCAAGUCAUCCGUGGCAUUCGAUUUGGGGAGUACCGCUGUGAGAAGGAAGAAGAUUUGGUGGAGAUAGGUGCAAAAUAUUGUUAUAUCCAAUUUGGAGAUACCAUCCACAAUGAACUUGUGCAGAAGGUGCUCCAUGACUGUAUCCCAGUAAAACAGCUGAAGUCCAAGCCCCUGGAAAAGUGGGUGAGCCUUAUAACCUAUGCACACGCUAAGGCCCCAUAUACACAGGACCAUCUCUCCUCUCAGACUGUGAAGGAGCAACUUGUAGAUUUUGCUCGCUUUCAGUGGCCUUUGCUUUUUUCCAGAUUCUUUGAAGUCACUAAGUUUUCAGGACCCAGCUUGCCUAAGAACCACUUCAUCAUUGCUAUAAAUUGGAAAGGCAUCUGCUUCUUGGAUGAGUCAGAAAAGCGGUUCCUUGAGCUGACCUUCCCAGAGAUAACUGGCAUCCACACCAACAGGGCAGUGAAGUCAUUUGGACAGAGUUGCACUCUCAUCACCCUUCGUGCCGAGGAGUUUGUUCUGACAUCUGUAAACAGUGUUGUCAUUGCUGAACUGGUGGUGAUGUUCCUGGAAGGACUGAAGAAAAGAUCACGAUUUGCUGUGGCAAUGCAUGAGAAAAAAUCCCAGGAAGAUCCUGGCAUCCUGUCCUUCAAGAAGGGAGACUUGCUAAUCUUCACCGAAGACAAAAGGCUGGAUGCAGAUUCUGGCUGGAUCUGUGCCCAGAAUGAAAGGACAGGCAAAACAGGGAAUGUAUUUUUGGAAGACAUCUACAUCAUUCCUUCCCUCACAAAACCCUCUAGUCAAGUGCUGAGUUUGCUGAUGAUGUCUCCAGACCAGAGGAGGACAGCUUCCCAAAACUCCUUCAUGGAGGAACCUGAUGAAGAGGAUAUCAAGGUGAAGCCUUACACCCUGGAGGAGUUCUCCUACGAACACUUCAGGACUCCUGAGAAGGAAUCCAUCAGCAAAGCUGUUCUCCAGAAAUCCCGUGGGCACAGUCAACUGUGGGCACAUUCUAAGGAGCCUCUGAAACAGCCAUUGCUGAAGAGAGCAUGCACAGAUCCUGAUCUUCGGGAUUUGGCCUGUCAGGCCUUCAUUGCCAUCAUGAAAUUCAUGGGAGACUACCCCUCAAAACAGGCACACUCCUCUGUGGAAGUGACUGACCAGAUAUUUGUGCCAGCCAUCCAGGAGGAGAUCCUGCGGGAUGAGAUCUACUGUCAGAUUAUGAAGCAACUGACUGAGAACAGAAACAGGUACAGUGAGACCAAGGGCUGGCAGCUCCUCUGGCUCUGCACUGGCCUCUUCCCACCCAGCAAGUCACUGCUCAAACAUGCCCAGAAGUUCAUAGAGACACGUCAGAAAGAAACACUGGCCCCGGGGUGCCGUCGGAGGAUUCAGACAGUAAUGAGGAGCGGCUGCAGGAAGUGGGCACCUCAUCCUGUGGAGGUUGAGGCCAUCUUACAGAACAACACUAAGAUCUCACACAAGAUUUGCUUCCCCAAUGAAACAGAACAGACAUUUGAUGUGGGAACAAACACCAAAAUCCAGACUCUGUGUCAGAACAUUGCUUCCAAAUUGCAGCUGCAGUCCUGGGAAGGUUUCAGCCUCUUUGUGAAGAUUGCAGACAAGGUGAUCAGUCAGAAUGAAGCAGACUACUUCUUUGACUCACUAAGGCAAGUGACAGACUGGAACAGAAGGAACAAACCAGGAAAAGAUGGGGCUGCUCUGUCUGUGGCGUAUGAAGUGUACUUCAUGAGAAAACUGUGGCUGAAUGUCAUUCCUGGCAAGGAUCUGAAAGCUGAUACUAUUUUCCAUUACCACCAGGAGCUGCCAAAGUACCUCAGAGGAUACCACAAGUGUUCCAAGGAUGAAGCUGUGCAGCUGGCAGGGCUGAUUUAUAAAGCACACUUCAACAACGACCGCACACAGCUGGCAGCCAUCCCCAAAAUCCUGAAGGAGCUGGUGCCAGACAAUCUGCUCCGAGCAGCGUCACCAGACGAAUGGAAGAAGAGCAUUAUUGCAGCAUAUAGUAAACAUGAAGGAAAAACUGUGGAUGAGGCCAAGAUUGCUUUCUUGAAAAUGAUACACCGGUGGCCAACAUUUGGAUCAGCCUUUUUUGAGGUGAAGCAAGCCUCAGAGCCAAAUUUCCCAGAGAUUGUACUGAUUGCAAUCAACAAGCAAGGAGUCUCACUGAUACAUCAGAAGACAAAGGAUAUUUUAACAGUCUACCCCUUCAAUAAAAUCUCCAACUGGAGCAGUGGGAGCACAUAUUUUCACAUGACAAUAGGGAACCUGGUACGAGGAAACCGGCUCUUAUGUGAGACCUCUCUGGGUUACAAAAUGGAUGACCUGUUAACAUCCUACGUACGCCUGCUCAUGAAUGCUGUAAACAAGCAAAAGAACCUCCCAGCCUGAGAGUGGAAAUAGAGACUGUGACCUGUACUUGUGCCAAACUACCUGUAAUUUCAUAUCCCAGAAGAAAUGCCGUUUAAAAAAUAUUAAUCUUGAUGAUCAACCUUCUGAUCACACACUGAAUGAACUGAGCUGCUGAAAUACUACUACAGAAGAAGCUCAAGUGAGCAUGUCCUUUCAAAUAUCUGUAACACUUCUGUCUUAGAUGUAGUAUGAGAAUUCCAUUCAGAUAUUGGAUUUAGAGAAAGUUUAGAUGACUUUAAUAUUCUGUGGGAGUGGGGAAACCCUGUGAGAGCCCCUUCUAAUAGCCCGAAUCUCCUCCAAGACAGACACACAUUAAGAGCUGUCUUCCUUUUGGAAAGAAAAUGCCUCUUUAUUGUAUGUGCCCUCACCAAAGGCACAAACUCCAAGUCUUUGGAAACAAAGGUAACGUAAUUUUUUUCUUCCUCUUGGCAAUUCUAAGAGUGGGGAGAUGCCCUUUAGUCGUAGAUAACUGCACACUUUGAAAGGUAAGAUGCUGGGUUUCAUCCUCUGGUCCCUAGGUUACAUGCUGGACAUUACAGUAGACUGUCAGAAUGUAACUGCCCUUCCUGCAUGCUGCUAAACUUGCAGGCUGUCCCCUGACUUACCAGGGCCUUGCUUAAAUGAAAUAGUCUUCUUUCUUCCACAUGUUAUGAUGCUCUCAUCAUUGUUGAAACUAACAACCGCUUUCUACUGCGCAGUUUUAAUAUGCUCUGAAAUGAGUCUAGGGUUUGGAAUCAUCACUUUUAGUUGGUCCUAUUUCAAGAUACAGAUGAGCUAUUCAGUGCAAAUCAGAACUGAAGAACUCAGUCUAACAGAGAUCUGUUGAAAAGAGACUUUUCUGCUCUACAAAAAUGUUCUGUUUGGAGUUAUGCAGACAUUCCUUCAUGAGACAAGAAUAAUAGCUUUAAUUUGUCCUGAUCUUUUCUGCUUCCUGUUUAGCAGACAGUUUCAGUGGUAAAAUUUGAUUCAGCACUUGUUCAUCUCUAAGAGCUUUGUAGAAACAUAGUUUGGGUGCCACAGGAAUCAGAGUGUGCUCUGAGUCUGUAAAGCAGAUCUACACUAUGGUGGGAGUAAGCUUAGCUGCUUCCCCCUCAGAGUAAGUACUCUUCCCUCACUCCCAGCAAAACAUGAACAUGUCUUAAAGCAUUUACACCAAGUUCCUUGAGACACAAUCUGGCAGUGCUGGAAAAGCAGCUCUGCUUGAUCUCUCAGUUUUGCCAAUAGAUGCACAAUGGUUCUCUUGUUCCCUCUGACGUGUGUGUGAAAUUCAAAUGCUGGUGGGAGUUCUGUAUAUGGGUGGCAGGGAAGAGCCCCACUCUCUUUGUGCCUCCAAACCAGUGCCACACCUGUUAGAAUAGCUGAUCUUUUUGCAAGCAGUUAGAUGCUCCUGCUGUAUUGUCCAUUGCUGGCAAUGGAAACACUGGAGUCUAUUUACCCAGAGUGGUUUUGUUGCCCAGUGUCUGAUCUAACUAACUAGCUAUAAGUGAGAAAUGUUCAACACUUCACCUGUACAAAAAUAAAUUUUACAGCCAAACUGUAUUGUUUCUGGUUUUUAAAUAAAGACUGCAGAAAAUCAACCACAAUGUCUUUUUUUAACCAAGAAAAGUGAAUGUUUGCUCCAGAUCCAUGUAAAUCUACCAAAUAUCCACUAUAUCCUGUAAAUGGCCAUAGCAUCCCAUCUGCUCAUUACAUACACAACAGAAUUUGUACAACACAGCCACUAAAAGGGUGAUACUUCUUUCUGCAAAUCCUCAUCAACCAACACAUCACCACAGAAGCAGCACAGGUCCAAAAUGUGAAUUCACCACAACAGUGUCUCAGGUUUCAGCAAUCCCAGAGUUCCUCAGAGUGGGUAAUAGUCUCUGGCUAAGCACUGGAAAGAUGGUAUUAACUGUACACUAUACAAUUUUAAUUUCUUUUUUUUUUUUUUUUUGUGUAAAGAUUUAAAAUGUAUUACAGUUAACUUUAAUACAAGAACAUACAAAGGCACAGUAUUACAGCAUUUCAAUCAACAAUCACAUGUUUUCAUUAGACAGCUCAAACAAUGUGUGAUAAAAUGAGAGCUCUACAUGGUGCAGAACCCAUCAAGGCCUGAACCAAGGGAGGGAGCUGCUAAUUCUUUUCUCACUCUAAUACCCUCAGCACUUAACAGUGCUUUACAGGCUAGUAAUAACCACAAGUAUUACAUGCUUGCCUGCAAUCUAUUCCUUCCCCAGCCAAUCACUCAUGAAAGAGUGUCAGUCAUAGCAUCUAAUACCAACCAUGCCACAUCAGGAAUUCUCUGUACAAAAGGCUGACCAGUGUUUGCCAGCACUGCACAGACUGCUGUAAAAACACCAGGACGCAAAUCCUAGAGAGCAGAUUAGUGCAAUAAAGAAAGACUGCAAGUGAUUAGCAUACCCUUUGAAUACCAACAAGCUUCACAUACCAUGCUUUCUAAAAACAAAACCAUUUUUUCAAGUGUACUCAGUGAGUGUUAGUGAUUUUAAUUAGGUAUAAAUAUGACUGUAAACUGUAAGUCUAUAGUAUGAGACAACAUAUUUUGUUAAGUGUAGAUUUCUGAGCCAAGUUCAACCUCCAUAUAAAUCUCUACUCUCCAGUGAUGUGAUGCAUAGGAAGAAUUUAGCCAACAGGUCUAUUUACAGCAAUGGAAAGAAAGCAUGCAGCUUAUUUCUUACUGACACCUUGACUGUAUUUAUUAAAAAGAAACCAAAACUCAACCUGUCAGCCUACCAAGGCACUAAGGAGAACUUGUGAGUUUGCACUAUAUUCUGCUUGGUUUUUAAAAAGUAGACUGACAGAAAUAAGGGAAGAUACAUUUUUUUAAACCAUUUAUAGUUAUUUCUCCUACUCCUUCAAUUCUACUCUCACACAAAAGGUAUGUUGGUAAUAUAAACUACUGUAACUGCACAUUGCAGGCUAUGGGCAGCAGAAGUAGAAGAAAAUCAUUGUGAAAAAUUAAUAAUUUAAGAGAAUAUACCCCCCCCCAUCAAUAUAGAGAUGCGAGAUUAAAAUUAUUCUUUUCACCAAUUAAUUUUGCAAAAUGUUCUGAAGAAAAGGACAUAUUCCAAAUCCUAGAGAACUGAACAGCUUAUCAAAGGGAAUGGUAUCAACUCUCCUGUGAACUCUGAAGCUUUCUAGGUCUGCCAGAUUUCUAACAUGAGACAAGAUGAAAGCACACGCUAAAUCUUUACUGGCAGCACAGAAGUAAUGCCAUUCACCUUCACAUACAUGCAUUUUCCAUUGCUAAAUGUGAGAGUGGCCACUGAAAGAACAUUGUAUUACCUAUUGGCUGCUAGUUAAUAUAUUAUAUGAAUAUAUUAAUAUAUUAACAUAUUAAUAUAAUAAUCCUUCCGUAUUUACCAGGAAUGUGUGGCUGUGUGUUCCUCCACUGCUUCCCAGGAGGCUGGGGAUACACAGCUGCUCAGAUUCAGCAUUAGACAAGGCCUGUGACUGAGAUUACAGGAGCAGACUGGAAUGUUUUAUGCUGAGAAGAAUCUGCAUAACAUACUGAGCUGCAUCUAGGUCAGAACCUUGAGUGUUUCAUGCUGUGACAAAA